CACCUUCCGCCAGUCAUGCAUUAAAGGAAAGCUCUGAUCAUCAACAAAAAUGCAAAUGCUCUCACACUCAUUUGCUUCACUGCAGAAACCUUCUUCGCCUCUCCAAUGGCAGAAUCGAACCUUGAAUUUCUCCUCUUCAUCUUCUUCAUCUUGCUCUGUUUUUACCAUGGAAACUCAUCGCCAUUUGGUUCAGAGGACGAUGAGUCCUGGCUGAGCGAAGAAGACGACGAAGUUCACAUUGUUCAGAGCGGCGGUGAUUCUCAGAGGCGGUGCGAUUUUUCCGAAGGAAAAUGGAUUUUCGAUCAAUCUUAUCCAUUGUACGAUUCAUCUUGUCCGUAUCUUAGUUCCGCCGUCACUUGUCAAAGAAAUGGCCGGCCGGAUUCUGACUACGAGAAGUGGAAAUGGAAGCCGCGCAGUUGCUCCAUUCCCAGGUUUGAUGCCUUGAAUUUUCUCGGGAAAAUGAGAAGGAAAAGGAUAAUGUUAGUGGGGGAUUCUAUAAUGAGGAACCAGUGGGAAUCUCUUGUUUGCUUAGUACAAGGAGUUGUACCAACCGGUAGAAAAAGGGUGACUUAUAAUGGUCCUUCCAUGGCUUUCCAUGCUAUGGAUUUUGAGACUUCAAUUGAGUUUUCAUGGGCUCCACUUCUGGUUGAACUGAACAAAGGAGCUGAAAACAAGAGAGUAUUGCAUUUAGAUAGAAUUGAAGAGAACGCCAAGUACUGGACAGGAGUUGAUGUUCUUGUGUUUGAUUCAGCUCACUGGUGGACUCACUCUCAACAAUGGAGCUCAUGGGAUUAUUACAUGGAGGGCCAGAAUAUGUACAAAUACCUGAAUCCAAUGGUUGCAUAUGAGAAGGGACUUACCACAUGGGCCAAAUGGGUAGAUUUGAACUUGAACCCCGAAAAAACCCGAGUAAUUUUUCGAAGCAUGUCUCCCCGACAUAACAGAGACAAUGGUUGGAAAUGCUACAACCAAAGGCAGCCUUUAGCCUACUUCAGCCAUCAGCACGUUCCGGGGCAGCUGCGCAUUCUUCAGGGAGUACUGAGAAGGAUGAGAUUCCCAGUAUACCUUCAAGACAUCACAGAAAUGUCUGCACUUAGAAGAGAUGGCCACCCGUCCGUGUACCGGAACGGUUUGGGUCAAGAAGGGAAGCAGCACCAGGAAGGUCUAUCCUCUGAUUGUAGCCAUUGGUGCCUCCCUGGUGUGCCUGACAUUUGGAAUGAGAUGUUAAGUGUCUUACUCUAAGUUCAAAUGGUUGCUGGACUAGCUCAAAAUGAAGUCAUUAGAGCCACUCUUCUGCCAGCAUAGGUCUGUCUAUCUCUUGAGCUAGCUUCUUAGGUUUCUACAAUGGUUAGCUACUGCUUAGUGUGUUGUAUUACAAAACCGUGUCUCGAUGCAGACGAUAUAUAUUAUCAUCUAACUAUGAAAUGGCAUUUGUAUAACCUUUCAAAUUC
Messenger RNA from Cucurbita moschata (crookneck pumpkin), 1451 nucleotides. Its product is annotated as protein trichome birefringence-like 36. The record is from RefSeq and is a predicted model, not a curated record. Gene Ontology annotation, cellular component: Golgi apparatus. NCBI's taxonomy places the organism in Eukaryota, Viridiplantae, Streptophyta, Magnoliopsida, Cucurbitales, Cucurbitaceae. The transcript is spliced from 5 exons. Bases 106 to 1242 code for a protein of 378 amino acids. Gene Ontology annotation, molecular function: O-acetyltransferase activity.